Messenger RNA from Drosophila innubila, 2513 nucleotides. RefSeq names its product atypical kinase COQ8B, mitochondrial (gene Coq8). Lineage: Eukaryota; Metazoa; Arthropoda; Insecta; Diptera; Drosophilidae. Gene Ontology annotation, biological process: ubiquinone biosynthetic process. Gene Ontology annotation, cellular component: extrinsic component of mitochondrial inner membrane. The coding region runs from base 312 to 2372 and encodes 686 amino acids. Gene Ontology annotation, molecular function: kinase activity. The record is from RefSeq and is a predicted model, not a curated record. The transcript has 3 exons.
UUACUUUGUUGUUAGCCAAAACAGCUGUUUGUUAUUUCGCAACAUUCAUGCGAGUUUAUUUAUUUAUGUUUACGUAACUGUAAACAUUUAAAGGGCAUCGUGGAAAUACAAAAUUGAAUGUGCAAAACAGGCAGCCAAUAGGCGACACAUACGCAUACAUAGACGGACAACGCAUAAAUUGAUGCUGCAAGUAGCUGCUAUUGACGAUUAGCCGGCAACAGACAAGCUAGAACAACAACAACUACAACGACGAGAGCAACACCCACUCGUGUGUCAGUCAGUCAGUCUGUGAACUGGUCAAACCUGUGGUGAUGGCACGCGCUGCGCAAGACGUGCUCGGCGUGCUGCGGGGCCUGCAAAUAGUUGCGGAGGCGUGCGGUCGCGAGCAUCUGGCGUUGACUAAGCAUCUGUGGAGCAAUUCGAGUGUGCGCGAACUGUUGGCCGCCAAUGUGACUCAGACAGCGGACGCAGUGCGUACGGCCGGAGAGCAGCCGAGCGAGGAAUUGAAGAAAUUGCAGGAACUGUUACAAGAGACGGGAGAGCGCGGUUACGUCGUGGCCCAAGGAUUGUGCCAGUUGAUUGAAACGAAAUUACCUUGCGAUUUAUCAGUCAUGCAACGAAUGAACUGGCAACCCAACACAGCAGCAACAGCUGCUGCUGCUGGUGGUGUUGGUGGUGCUGGUGGUGCUACAGUUGGUGGCUCUGGCGGCAAUCGCAGCCAUAUAGAUGCGGCAGAUGCUGCCAAUCUGGAUAUAUCAUCCAUAACACUGCUGGAGUUUGAAGAGAUCCUCUCGAAACGCAACAAAAACCGUAAUGUCAGCCUACGCACGGCCAACACGGAAAGCAAACAGUUGCCUCCAACGCCACCACCACCAACAACAAAGGCGACGCCAGUUACUGUUAGCAACAAUGAGGGCAUCCUCAGCAAGGACACCCAGUAUGUGGAUAAUAUAAUGCGUUUUGUUGCAGGCGACACCACACCAGCCAAAGCAGGAGGAUCAACGCCAGUUGCUCCAAAAAAUACGGAAACCUUGCUGCCGGAACUGAGCAAGGUGGCGAAACAGCGACGUGUGCCGGCAUCGCGUCUGGGACGCAUGGCAUCAUUUGGUGGCCUGUUUGCCGGUCUUGGUCUGGGCACCAUUAAUGAACUGACAAAGGGUGCUCUUGGCCUGGGCGGAUCAACGAACAUGCGUGAUGCAUUGCUGAGUCCAGCGAAUGCCGAACGCAUUGUGGACACGCUGUGCAAGGUGCGUGGCGCAGCCCUGAAGAUUGGCCAGAUUCUGAGCAUACAGGACACUAAUGUGGUGUCGCCACAACUGGCAAAGGCAUUCGAACGUGUUCGCCAGGCGGCUGAUUAUAUGCCCGACUGGCAGGUGGAACGUGUGAUGACCACACAGUUGGGUCCGGAUUGGCGCAAGCGUUUGAUUAGCUUCGAUGACAAACCGUUUGCAGCCGCAUCCAUUGGCCAAGUGCAUCGGGCCACGUUGCUCGAUGGCAUGGAUGUGGCCAUUAAGAUACAAUAUCCAGGUGUUGCCCAGAGCAUUGAAAGCGAUAUUGAUAAUCUCGUGGGCAUGCUCAAGGUGUGGGAUGUCUUUCCCCAGGGCUUCUUCAUCGACAAUGUGGUGCGUGUGGCGAAACGUGAACUCCAAUGGGAGGUGGACUAUGCCCGCGAGGCGGAAUAUACCGAAAAGUUUCGUGAAAUGAUAUCACCAUAUCCAGAGUAUUAUGUGCCCAAGGUUAUACGUGAGCUGACCACAUCCAGUGUGCUCACCACAGAGCUCGUUCCAGGCGUGCCACUAGACAAGUGCUUCGAGCUGAGCUAUGAGCAUCGUGCUCAUAUUGCCAGCUCCGUGCUAAAGCUUUGUCUCCGCGAACUCUUUGAGAUCGAAUGCAUGCAAACGGAUCCAAAUUGGUCAAAUUUUCUGUACGAUGCGAACAGUCGUCGUCUUAUGCUGAUUGAUUUUGGCUCCACACGCUUCUAUAAGCACGAGUUCAUCAAAAAUUAUCGUCAGGUUAUCAUCAGUGCGGCAGAAAACAAUCGUCAGGGCGUUCUGGAAAUGUCCCGACAGAUGGGAUUCCUCACCGGCUACGAGACAAAGCAAAUGGAACAGGCUCAUGUCGAUGCCGUCAUGAUAUUGGGCGAAAUCUUUCGAUAUGAUGGUCCCUUUGAUUUUGGUAAACAGAAUACUACGGAACGCUUGGCUACCCUGGUGCCCACAAUGGUGGCACAUCGUUUAUGUCCACCGCCCGAGGAGAUUUACUCCAUACACCGCAAAUUGUCGGGGAUUUUCCUACUCUGCGCUCGUCUCAAUGUCCGCAUGAAUUGUGUUCCCUUCUAUAAUGAGAUCAUUUUAGGCAAGUUCAAGGAUUAAUACUUUAUUGUUGAGGCUUACUCAUAUUUUUUUUUUUAAAUGUUAGACUAAGUGCUCUUACUGUAUAAAAUGUAAUAACUGAAUGAUUUGUAUAUGAGUUGAAAGGAGUAUGGAAUAAAUAAUGUUUGAUAAAACUUAUAA